Pseudopodoces humilis (Tibetan ground-tit) is the source of this 2401-nucleotide messenger RNA. RefSeq names its product intraflagellar transport 56 (gene IFT56). Gene Ontology annotation, molecular function: protein binding; intraciliary transport particle B binding. NCBI's taxonomy places the organism in Eukaryota, Metazoa, Chordata, Aves, Passeriformes, Paridae. Gene Ontology annotation, biological process: intraciliary anterograde transport; intraciliary transport involved in cilium assembly. The record is from RefSeq and is a predicted model, not a curated record. Gene Ontology annotation, cellular component: ciliary base; intraciliary transport particle B; ciliary basal body.
UACCUCGGCAACGGCGCCGCCGGCGAAGCGCGCAGCCCGGGCCCGGCCGCAGGAUGAUGCUCUCGCGGGCCAAGCCGGCCGUGGGGGGUACCCCGCCGCCGGGAGACAGGCGGAGGAAGAAAGGGAAGGAGGUGCCACAGUUGGAAGAACUCUUGGCCCAGAGAGACUUCACCGGCGCGAUCGCCUUGCUGGAGUUUAAACAGCACGUGGGUGAGGAGGAGGAGGAGGAGGAUGGCAACCUUUGGAUUGGAUACUGUGCAUUUCAUUUGGGUGACUACAAGAGAGCUCUAGAGGAAUAUGAGGCUUUAACCAAGCAACCAACUUGCAAUCCAGAUGUUUGGGUGAACCUUGCCUGUACAUACUUCCUUCUGGGGAUGUAUACACAAGCAGAGCAAGCAGCUUUGAAAGCACCUAAGAGUGGUCUCCAGAACCGUUUACUCUUUCACCUGGCACAUAAGUUCAGUGAUGAAAAGAAACUGAUGAGUUCUCACCAAAACCUGCAAGAUGUUACAGAAGAUCAGCUUAGCCUGGCAUCUAUCCACUACAUGCGGUCCCAUUACCAAGAAGCUAUUGAUAUCUACAAGCGCAUUCUGCUGGAUAAUCGGGAAUACCUGGCUCUGAAUGUAUAUGUGGCCCUGUGCUAUUACAAACUGGAUUACUAUGAUGUGUCACAGGAAGUGCUAGCUGUUUAUCUUCAGCAAGUUCCUGACAGCACCAUUGCUCUUAACCUUAAGGCUUGUAACCAUUUCCGACUUUACAAUGGAAAGGCUGCAGAGGCAGAGCUCAAGAACUUGACAGAUAGUGCCUCAUCAUCUUUUGAGUUUGGCAAGGAGCUCAUUAAGCACAAUCUGGUGGUUUUCCGAGGAGGAGAAGGGGCUUUGCAAGUCCUACCUCCUCUGGUUGAUGUUAUUCCUGAGGCAAGACUGAAUCUUGUGAUUUACCAUCUCCAGCAAGAUGAUGUGCAGGAGGCUUAUAACCUGAUUAAGGACCUGGAACCUACAGCUCCACAGGAGUACAUCCUCAAAGGGGUGGUAAAUGCAGCACUUGGACAAGAAAUGGGCUCGAGAGAUCAUCUGAAAAUUGCUCAACAGUUCUUCCAGUUGGUGGGGGAAUCAGCCAGUGAAUGUGAUACCAUUCCAGGGAGACAGUGCAUGUCCUCCUGCUUCUUUCUUCUUAGACAAUUUCCUAAUGUCCUAAUUUACCUCAACUCAAUCAAGAGUUACUUCUACAAUAAUGAUACUUUUAACUUCAACUAUGCCCAAGCCAAAGCUGCAAUGGGAAAUUUUAGUGAAGCUGAAGAGGUGUUCCUUUUGAUCCAGAGUGAGAAGAUAAAAAGUGAUUUUGUUUACCUUAGCUGGCUGGCUCGUUGCUAUAUUAUGAAUAAGAAGCCACAGCUGGCCUGGAAGCUCUAUCUGAAGAUGGAAACCUCAGGGGACUCCUUUAACCUGUUGCAGCUUAUUGCAAAUGAUUGUUACAAAAUGCGUCAAUUUUACUAUUCAGCCAAAGCCUUUGAUGUUCUGGAGAGACUGGACAAUAAUCCUGAGUACUGGGAAGGCAAGAGAGGUGCCUGUGUGGGUGUAUUUCAGAUGAUCUUAGCUGGCCGAGAAGCAAAAGAAACUCUGCGGGAAGUACUGCACCUUCUGAAGAGCACUGGUAAUUCUCAAGUAGAAUACAUUGUUCGCAUCAUGAAAAAGUGGGCCAAGGAGAACAGAGUCCCUGUUUGAGUCAGUGUCACAAAAUGAACUAGGUCAGUUGCUACUGUAUGUCUGGCUGCAAGACAAGGGUCUUGUUCUCCUGUGCAUUCUGGGCAUCUCCUUGCAGGACUUCAGGCAUUCAAGCAGGUUGACCCAGCUGAGGAGGAGUGUCCUGUAGUGAGAUUCAAAACAUACAGUAUGUUGGUUUUUUGGUGUUUUUUUUGAUUUUUUUCUUUUAAUUAAAACUUUAUUGGUACUUUUUCUGUUGCACCACUCCAUUCUUUGAAAAAAGUUUCAUUUUUUUCAAUAGUAGUUUCAACUGUCCACAAAUCAAAAUGCACCUCAAAUGUUCCCCUAAUUCCUCCACAAGAGUUACUGAACUGCAUGGUAGGGGUUUCUUUUCCCAGCAAACCUUCUGGCCUCUGGAGAAGAAUCAUUUGUUACAUGAUUCAGACAAACCUUCAGCAAGUGAUGGAAUGUAGUAAAUGGAGAUUGUGACAGUGAUACCACUAGGCAUUACUAGAGUAUUGGAUAAUACAAAAGGCUUAACAUAGAAUCAUAUAAUCAUAAAAUGGCUUGGAUUGGAAGGGACAUUAAAAAUCAUCUAGUUCCAACCUGCCAUGGGCAGGUACAGCUUUCACUCAGAGCUGUUCAGGUGCCUCAGAGCUUUAUCCAACGUGGCUUUAAAUAGUUCAAGGGAUGGGCCA